UCAGCUCAGCUCAGACCAUCCCCUGAGCUCCUCUCGUACCAUGAGCUGACUCUGUCCGGGACAGUCCAGGGAAGAUGGCGGCCACUGACCAUUCCCGGUCCGAAGCUGCAAAACAGCGGAGGCAGGAUCAGUUGCAGCGAUGGCUGGGCUCGGAGACGGAUCAGACGGGAUCCCAGAGCAGGGACUCCACAGGCGGCUCCGGGUCUCGACGGCCGCGGGUCCGCUUUGCUCAAGGAGCCGUGUUCAUGGCCGCUUGCUCCGCUGGGGACCGGGAGGAGGUGGCAGCUCUCCUCCGGCAGGGAGCUGACAUCAACCACGCCAACAUUGACGGUCUGACAGCGCUACACCAGGCAUGCAUUGAUGAAAAUGCAGAGAUGGUUCAGUUUCUGGUGGAAAGUGGAAGCGACGUCAACAGAGGGGACAACGAGGGCUGGACUCCACUUCAUGCAGCAGCAUCCUGCGGCUUCAUCCAGAUCACAAAGUAUUUGAUAGAGCACGGGGCCCAUGUGGGAGCAAUAAACAGUGAAGGAGAGCUUCCUCUGGAUGUGGCCACUGAAGACGCCAUGGAGAGGCUGCUCAAAGCAGAAAUCAAAAAACAAGGAGUGGAUGUGGACAAGGCCAGGAAGGAGGAGGAGAGGAUCAUGCUCCAAGACGCCACAGCGGUUCUGGCGGGAAGCGGCGCUCUCACUCCCCACCCUAACACUAAGGCGACGGCUCUUCAUGUGGCGGCGGCAAAGGGUUACAUAGAAGUCUUAAAGGUGCUGCUACAGUGUGGGGUGGACAUAGACAGCAGAGAUGUUGAUGGGUGGACGCCGCUACAUGCAGCAGCUCACUGGGGGCAAGAGGAGGUCUGCUCAUUGCUCGCUGACCACAUGUGCGAUAUGACUGCCGUCAAUAACGUGGGCCAAACGCCUUUAGAUGUGGCAGAUGAGAACCUAGUCGACGCUCUGGAGGAGCUGCAGAAGAAACAGAACGCUUUACGCAGCGAGAAAGAGAAGCAGACUCCUGUUAUUGAGACCAACUCACAGAUCUCCAUGGUGCCAGUUCGGACACGCAGGACUUCUAUCUCUCGUAUGAGCAGCAAGGAGAAAAUCUACAUCCAUGAGCGUGAGAAGCACUCGCCGCCCGCCUUGCCCAGCAGCCCACCUGAAGACGAGGAGGAGGAAGGCCAGACUGCUCAGAGUCAGUCCCAAAGCCAGACAAAAGCCUCCAGCAGCUCCAGUUCAGAGGAGGAGAGCGAGUCUGAGAGUGAUGCAGAGUCUGAGAAAGCAAAGAACAGAGAGAUUAUCAACAACUUGAACAACAAGCGCAACACCACUAGCCACCUUCCUACCUCCAUGUCGGCAUGCACUGCUGCCAGCCAAGUGAAAAGGGAAACAAGCAAGCCGCCAGUCACGGAGGCCCCAGGAUCCUGGAGAACGUCUUUGAGGAAAGCAGGCAGCUCUGUGACUCUGGGUUCAGCUGGAUUGUCUGAAUCCAGCCAGGACACAAAGGCUCCGCAGUCGGGCCUGGGCAUGAGCCGCUCUGCUUCUAGCCCUCGUCUCAGCUCAGAAAGUGACUCCAAGUUACAGGAGCCAAAACUGGCCCGUGUUCCGCCCAUCACGUCACGCAGACUCUUCAGUAUUCCUGACAGCACCAACGACAACUCCAGCAGUUGGCUAAGCCGUAGUUCCUCUUACACGCGACGCCUUCAUAGUCGGAAUGAUCUCACUAGCACCACCCCCUUAUUGCUUCACAGGAAUAUUUCGGACUCCUCCAGUUAUGGAAAGCGACUGGAUGACUCAACCGUGACCUCAGACACAAGCUCUGCUGGACUUAGCCGUCUUAACAGUGUCCUGUCCCAAAGGCAUCCUCAGGAGCAGGCAGUGAAGAAGGAACAGUCCACUAUACAGAACACGACUGCCGGAGAGCCGGAAGCCAAGCAGAGACGCAAGUCUUACCUGACACCCGUGCGGGACGAAGAGGCCGAAGCACAGAGAAAAGCCCGCUCCAGGCAUGCGCGGCAGUCCCGCCGCUCCACUCAGGGUGUGACGCUUACAGAUCUACAGGAGGCAGAAAAGACUAUGAAGACGGACAACAAAGCAAGAGAAAAGAAGGAAGAAGAGGAGAGGGAGGCCAAAACUAAGAAAGCGGAGGAAGGGGAAGUAAGCUGGAGGUCUCGCAUUGCCAGCUUGCAGAAGUCUGACCUGUUGGGUCUCACUCAGCCUGCUGGAACGCCGAGGACACAUAUUUCUGACCGUAAAGCUGCUGAAGGAGACAGUGAGACAGAGAGAUGGGCCCUGGAGAGAAGAGAGAGGAGACAAGCUCGUGCAAGGCGGAAGGCUCAGCGCACUGGAGAGAAUGACGACAAUGAGCCCAGUGGAGAGGAUGAGGUUGCUGGCGGCAGACUGGAGUCCCAGACAGACCAGCGCAUGAGCUUGAGGACUGACGUAACCAGUGGCACUAGUGAAGUUGGAAGCUCAGAAAAGGAUUUUAAGAAGCUGUUUGAAGAGUUGUCGAGAGAAAACAGCCAGCUCCAGUCUCAGCUCCAAGAUACUCAGAAGAUAGUGAAUCAAACUCGAUUGGACCUGGAAAAGGCAACACAGAGGCAAGAGCGUUUCAGUGAUUGUUCAGCUCUACUGGACCUGGAGAGAAAGGACCGGAGGGUGCUGGAGAUGCGAAUGGCUGAGCUGGAGGAGGAGUUGAAGGUCCUGGUCGACCUGCGAGCGGACAACCAACGUCUUAAAGAUGAAAAUGGAGCACUGAUCCGUGUCAUCAGCAAACUCUCCAAAUAAACAUGGAGGAAAUCAGGGAACCCCUCCCCCUCCUCUAGCCAUUCCUCAAAAGUUCCUCUCUGUGCCAAAGAGCGGCGAGUGGGGGGAGAUUGUGCAGCCUCUCUUGAAAUCAGUCGGUGGCCGCGGUGUGCCUUCCUCGAGUCACAGGACGACCGCUGGUGUGGAGGUUCCCACAACACGAGUGAGCUGCCAAGACUGGCAAAAUAAGGAGAACACAUCAACCACCGCUGUGCAUCAGGGGAACAUGCACACACACACACACACACACACACUCCUCUGCGUGCAUCACAUACUUCCUCCAUGCACAUUCCACGAGCGCUGGGCCCUGCAGCCUUGUUGCUCCCAUAUAUUUAAUUUUGAGGACACAGUCACGACUUCACUCCGCUCACAGCCCUCGCUGGAGUCUGUUGUUGACAAGUUUGAGAAGAUUCAACAACAUCCUGAAGGAGGAAGUUUUUAUUGCUCUGUUGGGUUGUUUUGUUUCCACAAGUGUUUGAGCCCACCUACCUCCAUCUGUGCACUUCCUCGUACGCAUUUUUUCAAUAUACAUUUGUGGCCACAGAAACACUCCUUGAGACUUUACGAACUGGUCACUGCACUUUACUCCCACAAAGCAAUAAAGCCUGCAGACGGACAACAGCACCUUCUCAGCCACCACUUGUCUUAAAACAAGAUGUUGGCCGUGUUGGCGAGUAGCCAACAGAUGGCAGCCUUUUAUGCUAAUUAUCAAUUUGAACAAAAUAUAUAUUUCCAUGGUUUGUUACAGAUUCAGCGUUUGCCGGAGAGCAUGCAUAUGUAUAGUAUUGUAUAAAAAGUGUUUAAAAAUGCAUCCCAUGAAGUAAAUUCCAAGCAGCGCUUAAUCACAAGUUUGUUUCUAAUAUAUGAAAUUGAUGUUUCCACCUUAAAAUAAAAGUCUUUGUACAGCA
Messenger RNA from Synchiropus splendidus (mandarinfish), 3700 nucleotides. Its product is annotated as protein phosphatase 1 regulatory subunit 12A. Gene Ontology annotation, molecular function: enzyme inhibitor activity; phosphatase regulator activity; protein kinase binding. The coding region runs from base 75 to 2774 and encodes 899 amino acids. The record is from RefSeq and is a predicted model, not a curated record. Gene Ontology annotation, biological process: signal transduction. NCBI's taxonomy places the organism in Eukaryota, Metazoa, Chordata, Actinopteri, Syngnathiformes, Callionymidae. The transcript has 25 exons. Gene Ontology annotation, cellular component: A band; Z disc; cytoplasm.